AUGAACUGGUUGCGCCAUCAGAUCCACAUCCGAAGAAGGAAACAAGAUGGCUCGUUAUAUGCAGUCACUGCUUCUGCUGCUGCUAGCAAUGGUAGUUGCAAUAAUGUCUCAAUAACUCCAAAGGUAACGGUGCAAAUACUGGAUGGCUUGUCUCAAAAUCAGGACUUGACUCUUCACUGCAAAUCCAAGGACGACGAUCUUGGAGUACACACCAUAAAAAAAAAAAAAGCAACUUACGAGUUCACAUUCAGGCCAAGGUAUUUUAUUCACAGCACACAGUUUUUCUGCAGCUUUUGGUGGCCUUCAAACACUUCGCUUCACUGCUUCGACAUAUACAUGCAAGACCGAGACUGGUGCUGCGCUGUAUGCUUUUGGACAAUAUGGGAAUCAGGACCUUGUAUAAGCGACGAUCUCACUGGCUAUAUUGACUGCUAUCCUUGGAAUUCUGUCUAA
Molecule: messenger RNA, 453 nt
Organism: Prosopis cineraria
Lineage: Eukaryota; Viridiplantae; Streptophyta; Magnoliopsida; Fabales; Fabaceae
Product: S-protein homolog 29-like
Exons: 1
Coding region: 1-453 (150 amino acids)
Source: RefSeq, a predicted model, not a curated record